AUGUCGGGCUUCCGAUGUCGGGCGUCCAAUGUCGGGCGUCCGAUGUCGGGCGUCCGAUGUCGGGCGUCCGAUGUCGGGCGUCCAAUGUCGGACGCGCAGUGGUUCCUCAUGCACGUGGUCUUGGCGGAUUCCUCGUCACCCUUUAACAUUGUUGCUAUGGCUGUCCCCACCGCGCAAGACUACGAUGAUCUCUGCUACAACUACGCGCUCCCGUCUGUAAAGGGAGCAGCAGUCGGUAGUAAAGCCGACGGAAGCACACCCCAAAUGGACGACGAGCUCGUGAAAUCAAUGGUAAUCCAUGACACUGCGUCCCAGCAUGUGCAUGGCCGCGCUCGUGACUGGGCUCAAGCGCCUUUCCGACGAGAACACGCAGAUGGCCCUGGCAUUACGGACGCGAUGGCCCGCUUUUGGGAUAUUGUGGGUGGCCGGGAGGAAUCGGGCAAAGCAGCGCUGUCGCGUUUGGGUGAUAUAGUGGUCCCCAAAGCGAUCCGAGAGCCCGAUCAACUUAUCCAGGUCCCACCGGAUGUAGCAUGGACAUCCGCGAAGCACGCGGUCGAAGAAGGCACGGCACUUUUGCCUCCGGAUGGUGUAUCACUUUCCGCAUUUCGUACGGAAGUUCGUGACACGCUUGAAGCGGAGGCCAGCCGAGUGGACGCAAUCAACGAGAUGUUGGAGGUGCAAAUUGCGGAAUGCGAGGGGGACCACACUGCGAGGGAUCGGGCGGAGAACCGGUACAACCAGGAGGCAAAGUCCCCAGGCUACGGGCAGCGAGGGGAGGGCGGCACGAUGCACAAAGUGUUGACAGCAGAGGAGGAGAUCGAGUUUCUCCGUGAGUGUGUCACCGCACUACAGGCGAACUUCGAAUACAUGGAGGAGUACAUCUCGGCGGAGAUUCGGUUCUGGGAUUCGGCGUUGGCGGCGAAUGAGCGCAACCUAGACGACUGGUAUGCAAGGGAGGCUGAGCACCCUGUCAUGGAAGAUACGGAGUAUUUUACCCAUGACUACACAGAGUUCCGUAGCUUAGAUGACAUGUGA
This is a messenger RNA of Fomitopsis serialis, 1035 nucleotides long. RefSeq lists its product as uncharacterized. NCBI's taxonomy places the organism in Eukaryota, Fungi, Basidiomycota, Agaricomycetes, Polyporales, Fomitopsidaceae. The transcript is spliced from 5 exons. The coding region runs from base 1 to 1035 and encodes 344 amino acids. The record is from RefSeq and is a predicted model, not a curated record.